Triticum urartu is the source of this 973-nucleotide messenger RNA. The record is from RefSeq and is a predicted model, not a curated record. Lineage: Eukaryota; Viridiplantae; Streptophyta; Magnoliopsida; Poales; Poaceae.
UCUGUGACCUCUCUCCCAAACCCUAGGCUUUGCGGCGGCGGAUCCCGAUUUGGCGUGGUGGUCGGCAUUGGCGUUGGAGCCAGGGACGGCAGCGUCCUUGAGAAAAGCUACGGCGGCGCCGAUGCAGUAUACCUAGGCGCAGAUCUACGCGGCGGCGCAGGCGGGUGUAGUGUUGCGGUUGCGGCAGCGCCGAUCCAGUAUACACCGGCGACGACGAGAACUAUCAGGACAGCGACCACCGGCAGACCUUCAGGGAGUAAUGGAUCUUCUGGAUUUAAUUCAUGUCAUGUUCCAUUAUAAUGGAGAAUUUGUGAAGAAUGGGAACCACAUGAUGUAUUUGGGAGGCAGUGAAGCUAUGUCAGACAUUGACAGAGAUAAGCUUUCUUUGCCCGAGCUUUUGGGGCAUUUAAGAGAUCAUUGCACUGAUGUGGAGGGGAUACAAUGUCAGUUUUAUUGGUUAGUUCCAGGAAAAGAGAUGAAUGAUGGACUUGUUUUUCUGCAUGAUGACAACACUGUUCUUAAGAUGGCUGAGUUUGUUUGUGAUGGAGGAGUUGCAGAUGUGUAUGUUGAGAAGCAUGCUUCUGCUGAUGGGGAAGAAACAGUUGCAACAACAUGCUCUGCUGGAGAGGAAGAGGAACAGUUCACCCUUUUAAGUGUAGUUAUGCCAGAAGAACAAGUGCCCAGGUUAGAUGGGAAUACUGAUGCACAAGAUGGAGAGUCUGAUGAAGAGGACAGUGAUUAUAUACCUGAUGAUGAGUCAGCAUCUGAGGAUGAUGAAGAAGCAAGAAAGAUCAAUGCUGACUAUGUAGAGUACAAGAAGAAACUCAGGGCUGGCAACAUUGACAUUUUAGAUGAAGUGUUCAUUACAGAUGCAACAGUAGGUUCAAGGGAAAAUGUUGGAGAGGAUGCAACUGCUGUUGGAUAUCAUCUUAUCGGUGAACAUGAGCUCCAAUGUCAGAUAUCUUAUCGGUGA